CUAAAGAGUGAGAGAAGCAAUGAGAUCCAGCAGCUGAUCGCUCAACGCUCCGGAAACUAUUACGUUCGCGCGUCAUGGAGUCGCUUUGAGACUCUUUCAAUUACAAAGCCGCACAUCCGAUCGAGUUUUAUUAAAGCGUCGGCGUGUCGGCGGCCGCUACCAGUCGCCACCAACGCACGAUGUACAAGUACGGUAACGUGAUGAUAGUGUUGGUUAUGCGGCGUUUACACGCAUUUCUCCUAUCGUCGUCGUCGUCGUCGUCGUCGUCGUCGACUUCCUCAUCAUUAUCCUUACCUUCUACAACAAACUUCAAGUAGGUACAUUCUUUUCCUUCGUCGUGAAAGAAGAAGGAGAAAAGAAAAGACAGGAAAGUCGUAAAAGGCGACGUGAACGUAUAGCGCCCGACGAAACGCGACAACGACAUCGUGGAAGACGUGAGAGUUUAUAGAGGGGAAGAGGAAGAAAGAAAUAUACGAGAUGUCACGUCCCCGAUCAUAACGGUGUUUCAACCUUCGAAUAUAUAUUUUCUUUGCCCGUUUUUAAAAAGCUAUUACGUUCUUUUCGUCCUAACAUCUGUCAAUAAAACUGCAAUAAAAAUAAUGCCACGAUGUCAAACUGCAAUAGAAAUAUACACACGCAGGGAUCUUCGGUGAUAGACUAUGAACGUCAAUUUCAAGAAGAUUUGGAACGUGCUCAAGCAUUAAGCUUAGAGAGUUUAGCUUUAGAAAAAUUUAAGUUACAAAAGCAACGCUUAGAAUAUAAUAAUAUACAGCAAUCAUAUCGAUCACAAAAUAAUUCACAUGAUAGAAGUAGUGGCUCAACAACGACAGAUGGUGCUUUGCAAGGUGAUAAAUUACAAUUUAGAAGUCGUCCACGUCCUGGAUCUUUUAAUAAAAAUCAAUCGAAAAAUGCUGCGCUAUUGGCUCCACCACCAUCAAUUCCAUGUAGGAGAAAUUCAACAACCGCUACAUCCAGCCAGGAAACAUCUAUUGAUUUAAUUAAUUUUACAAGCCCUAUCAAGCAGGAUAGUUUAUCAGAAUAUUGUACGCCACCUCCACCACCUCCGAAAACGCCAAUAGAACCAAAGUGGGAAACUCAUCCUGCCUUAUUAAAAAAGCAAGCAAGGAUUUCAAGAAGUAAUAGUUCUGUAGGAUCUUAUCAAUCUCGAGAUUUUAGAUAUCAUUCACUUUCGCCUGGGCCUAGAUCUUCUACUGCACCUUGUACACCUGGAACACCAGGAAUUAGUCCUAUUCUGUCAAGGGCCAGUAGUAGCAAUAGCAAUGUACCUGAUAUAACACCACAGAUUCCUCCCUUGCCUUUGAAUUACAGACCUGGCAUUUCAGCACCAGCUGCCUGUAAUAUGUUAGUACCUACAUUUUGUGCAGAUGAACAGUUAAAUGUAUUGAAAGUGAUAGAAAAAAAACCAAAUAGUAAUCUUAUAGAUUUGAAUACUUGUGAAGAAAUAGAGGAUAAAACAAAUGUUAGAGUCAGUGUAUUAGAAGCAUUUGAUCCUUUACUUGUUAAGACUGAUGACAACAGUGAAUACACAAAGGAUAUUAAGGAUGAUAUUCAAUCUCAAAUUAGUGGAUCUGUAUAUGAUCCUUUUGAUCCUUUUGACUACAUGUAUAGCACAAAUGAGAGUGUAAAUUCAGAUCCAGUAUAUGUAGCAGUAGAAAAGUCAGGCAAAUCUCAAGCUGUUUCUCCAGCUGCACCUCCACCACUGCCACCAAGAAAUUCAUCUGCAUGGAAUACUAUUGAAAGAAGGAGAACAUCCUUGGACCGCCGUCAGAAAAAACAAUCUCGUUUAUAUGAAAACGUAACGGUAAUAAAAACUAGACCAUCCAGUAAUGAUGGUGAUCUAAGUGCUUUUCAUCAAAUGGUUAAAUCGGUGCGAGGAGAAUAUCCAUUUAACAACCCUAGUACAAAUAUUGGUCACGUAAUAAGUCCAACAAUGGAAAAUUUAUAUCCUGAAGGCACAAGUAUAAAAUUAGUUGUGCAUCCACAAUUGUCAGAUAACGAUAAAGAUUCUAUUCCGUCCAUUUCAUUUACUUGUAAUGUGAAUUGUAGCGUUGAACAUGUUAUUUUAAAUGUAGCUUGUUCUUUGGAGGAUGAAGAUACAGUAAAUGUAGAGAAGUAUUGUUUAAGAGUUUGGGGCUUAGCAGAAUAUUUAGCUCCUAAUACAACAUUAGCACAAUAUGAAUAUAUUCAUCAAUGUAUUAAAUUGGAGAAAGACAUUGAAUUAGCUAUUAUGACAAGGGCACAAAUCAAAAAAUCUAUAGCUCGCACACUUCAAGAUGAUAAUCAGGAUCAAUGUCUUAAAUUAGAAGAUAUACUACCUAAUGAACCAUUACAACCAAUUUCUUAUGAUACAUUGCUUAUCUUAUUAGAAACGGUAGAAAAAGAAAUGGAGCGUGUAGAAAAUACUGCGAUGCAAUUAGCAAGAACAAAUCAUGGUUCUGGUCUACUACCUCAACUCAAACCUCAAGGUGUAAUUCAAGCUGUAAAGGCAGUUUCUGCUCUGAUGGGAAACAUUGAAACUUUCGAAAUCACAGAAGCAGUAGAUAAUUUCGUAAAUGCUUGCUGUCAAUUUUUGCCACAAGUUCAUACUACGAACAUAGAGUGCAAGAAACCUGAAAUUGUACAUGAAGAUGGAGAUUAUUCGGUUGUAACGUUAAGAACAAAGUUUCCUGAUGUGAUUACCUCCCAUUGCCAUAAAAUUCGCGAUGCAAUUCAAGAUCUUGUAGAAACUUAUUGUCAUGCUUUUAAAGUUGAUUUUCAAUUGAAUAGUAGAGGAGAAAAUUCUACAAAUAGGCUAGUAUCUUCGGAAGUUAUAGAUACUGUACUUGUACGAGUUGGAUCAUUACAUAGAUUACCAGGAAAUUGGAAACAUGAUGAUUACAUUAUUGCAGCUCAAAUAUUUCAUGGUACAAGACCUGUUGGUAAUCCUGUUUUAUCAGAACCUACAACAGUAAGCUUGAGUUUUUAUCCGAGAAUUUUAUUUAACUCUUGGUUGGAAUUCCGUGGGACCAGUGUAUGUCAAGUUCCAAGAGAAGCUAGGCUAGUAUUAGUUCUUUAUGGACGUACUUUACAACCAACUGAACAUGAAUCAAAUUCCGUAUCAGAAGGUGCUAUGAGAAAAGAAGAACUUGGUUGGGCUGCUAUACAAUUUUUUAACUAUGAUGGUAUUAUGAGCCAAGGAAGUUUCUUUUUAUCUCUUUGGCCUGCUAUCGCGGAUAAAAGAUUAGGUCCUGCACCAGCACCCGGGACUCAUCCUCAUAGUGAUACACAUCCUAUUAUAGGAUUGGAAUUACCAGAUUAUGGAGGAAAUGUUUUAUUUCCAACAGAAUUAAGAGAUCACGAUGUUGAAUCAUUGGAUUUUAAUUCAUUGGAUCAAAAUACGCAGGAAUUAUUAUUGGAUAUUACGCAGCAAGAUACAUUUUCAAGGCCUCCUAUAGAUGAAAGAGAAAUAUUGUGGGAGAAAAGACAUUAUUUACACGACAAACCAGAAGCUUUACCUAAAGUAUUAUUAGCUGCACAUAGUUGGGAUUGGGCAUGUUUGCCAGAUUUGCAUGCAUCUCUUAGAGUUUGGAGUCCUUUACCACCUGUACAAGCUUUACAAUUACUUUUGCCAUGUUUUCCAGAUAUGAAGGUACGAGAAAUGGCUGUUGGAUGGAUCAGAGAAUUAAGUAAUGAUGAGCUCGUAGAUUACUUACCACAAUUGUUGCAAGCAUUGAAACAUGAAACAUACGAAGCUUCUCCUUUGGCUAAAUUUUUAUUGGAACGUGCUUUGAUAUCACCAAGAGUAGCUCAUCAUAUUUAUUGGUUACUAACACAAGCAUUACCAGGACAAAGUCCCCAGAAUUCUGCAGAAAUUGUACCAGAAGACGAAAAAGGUAUCAGUUCUGCUAGAUAUCAUAGAAGAUUACAAUUAAUGUUGCGAGCAUUGCUAGCAGUUAUAGGAGAUGCUUUAAGGAAUAGUUUUCUUACUCAACAAUUAUUAGUUAAGAAUUUAAAUGAGGUUGCAGAAAAUAUUAAAGCCACUAAAGAGUCAUUACGAAUGGAUGCACUCAAAGUUGGUUUACAAAAUAUACAUUGUCAAUUAAUGGAGGAUAAUGGUACAUGUUUACCGUUGUCUCCUAGUAAACAAGUAUAUGGAAUCAAUGUACAAAUUUGCUCAUAUUUUCCAUCAUUUACACUUCCAUUGAAAAUUAAUUUCAUUAGCUGUGAUAAUGUAUUAUGUCCUGCAAUCUUUAAGGUUGGUGAUGAUUUGCAGCAAGAUAUGUUGACUUUACAAAUGAUGCGCAUUAUGGAUAAAUUGUGGUUGAAGGAAGGCCUUGAUUUAAAAAUGGUAACUUUUGCAUGUGUACCGACUGGUCACAAACGUGGAAUGAUAGAAAUGGUAACAAAUGCAGAAACACUUAGAAAAAUUCAAGUCGAGUUUGGUUUAACGGGAUCAUUUAAAGAUCGACCUAUCGCAGAAUGGCUAGCAAAGCAUAAUCCUUCUGAAUUAGAAUAUGAAAGGGCAGUAGAAAAUUUUACCGCGUCAUGCGCUGGUUAUAGCGUUGCUACUUACAUUUUAGGAAUUUGUGAUAGACAUAAUGAUAAUAUUAUGUUAAAAACAUCUGGUCAUCUAUUUCAUAUAGAUUUCGGUAAAUUUCUUGGAGAUGCUCAAAUGUUUGGAAACUUCAAAAGAGAUCGAACACCAUUUGUUCUAACUUCUGAUAUGGCUUAUGUAAUAAACGGUGGUGACAAGCCGUCAGCCAAAUUUCAUCAUUUUGUAGAUUUAUGUUGUCAAGCAUUUAAUGUUGUACGUAAACAUGGCAAUCUUAUCCUACAUCUUUUUGGAUUAAUGACUUCAUCUGGGAUCUCUGGUGUUACAAUGGAUGCUGUUAGUUAUGUACAAAAAGCAUUGCUUCCAGGACAAACUAAUCCUGAAGCAGCAGCAACAUUUGCACGAAUGAUAGAGAGUUCAUUGAAGAGUUGGUUUACGCAGUUUAAUUUCUUUUUACAUAACUUAGCACAACUCAGAUUUUCUGGAGAUCAUAACGAUGGAACAUUAUUAUCUUUUAUUCCACGUACAUAUACGAUGCAACAAGAAGGGCAGUUAACAAGUGUACAAGUACAUGGAUAUCAAAAAAGAUAUGAUCCAGAAAAGUAUUACAUGUAUAUUUUACGUAUACAAAGAAAAGGUCAAGCAGAUCCUACAUAUCUUUUUCGCUCAUAUAAAGAAUUUUGUGAAUUUUAUCAAAAAUUAUGUAUACACUUUCCUCUUGCUAAAGUAGCCAGCUUACCAAGUGGUAUAAGCGUUGGACGAUCGAAUAUAAAGCAGGUAGCGGAUAAAAGACGUGCGGACAUAGAAAAGUUUCUCUUAAGUUUAUUUAAAAUGGCUCCAGAAAUAUCACAAAGCGAUUUGGUGUAUACAUUUUUCCAUCCUUUAUUACGAGAUCAACAAAAUGCAGAUAUUCAUUUACGUAAAGUAAAAGUUGGUAAUUGGUGGGCAGAGAAAAAAAUCAGAGAGAACGUGCAAUGUGGACAAAUAAAAUUAUCACUUCAUUAUACCCGUGGGACUUUAUCAGUAAUGGUUUAUCAUGCUAGAGGUUUGCCAAAAGUAGCAAAUGGUCAGGAGCCAAAUACUUACGUGAAAGUAUAUCUCAAGCCCGAUCCUACAAAAGCCACAAAACGUAAAACUAAAGUUGUUAAAAAGAGUUGUUAUCCUUCAUUUAUGGAAAUGCUCGAAUACCGAAUGCCACUUGAUGUAAUUAAGGAAAGAGCUUUGGAAGCUACAAUUUGGAAUCACGAUACUUUACAAGAAAAUGAAUUUCUUGGUGGUAUUCGAUUACCACUCGGUCGAUUGAUUUUGACAAACGAAAUAAUCGAAUGGUUUUCGUUGGGUAGUGUUCGAUAAAAAGGAAAAUAGAAAGACUGUGUUAAUAAUAUUAAUGCUCAUAACUAUUAGAAUAAUAGAAAAUGCUAUAUCUUAUAUCGCACAAAGAGAAGGCAUUGCUUUUAAAAAUAUUCUGCUAUCGUAACUAAGGGAUUAAGGAUGACUAAUGUUUUAAUCAAAAUAUUUAUAUCGGCGUGGUAUAAUAGAAGCUCAUUUUCGUUUGUCACUAUAUAUUCCAAAAUUUUUAUUGAAAUUAAUAUGAAGUAUAAAACGUGCAGCAUAUUUCAUAAAAUUAUUCAAUUUUUACAAAAAUUAUUUAAAAUUUCAUAAUUAUUGAAAUGAAUGUUUAAAAACUAGUAUUUAUAAAUGGAUUUUAUAAUUGAAUUUGUAAAGAUUAGAUAUAUUAAGAAGAAAAGCCCGCUUAGAUGUUUAAACUAUUAUCAAAGGAAUGAUGGAUCUGCAUUUAUACGAUGCUGUUUCAGAUGAAUUAUACACAGAUAUUUAUUUAACAUGUUUUUUACUAAUCAAUAGUUAUCCUUCUAAUUGUACAUAAAUAUAAUUGAAUAAUGUAAUCUACACAGCGAAUCAUUAAAGGUAAUAUUUUUACAUGGCUGUCAUGUGUGUUGAAAGUAUACGCAUAUUCAUAUUUUUCAUUGCUGCAAACAUGCACACUCAUACACACAAAACCGCAUAACAUUUUCUGUAGAACAUUCAGUUCAUAUAUAAGAUAACAUAUUUUUAUUUUCAUAUUUUAACAUUAAAACAAAAUUAAAUCAUUGACCUAUGUCAUAAGAGUAAAUUAACGAUGAGAUAUAAGUUAUAUUCGUAAAUUUUCUUAAUAUUAUUUUUUCUCUGAGUGAAGGAGGAACAAAAUUAUG
Vespa mandarinia (Asian giant hornet) is the source of this 6762-nucleotide messenger RNA. It is a transcript of the gene Pi3K68D, whose product is annotated as phosphatidylinositol-4-phosphate 3-kinase catalytic subunit Pi3K68D. Gene Ontology annotation, biological process: phosphatidylinositol-3-phosphate biosynthetic process; phosphatidylinositol 3-kinase/protein kinase B signal transduction; cell migration. Gene Ontology annotation, cellular component: cytoplasm; phosphatidylinositol 3-kinase complex; plasma membrane. The record is from RefSeq and is a predicted model, not a curated record. Gene Ontology annotation, molecular function: 1-phosphatidylinositol-3-kinase activity; phosphatidylinositol binding; 1-phosphatidylinositol-4-phosphate 3-kinase activity. Lineage: Eukaryota; Metazoa; Arthropoda; Insecta; Hymenoptera; Vespidae.